AUCAGCAGUGUGUACUACUGUAACAUCACUUUUAUUGUAAGGAUGACUCAAACCCCAGGACAGCAGCAGAAUAUGUUGGUGUGCUAAAUGGUUAAAAACGCGCGCCUGUCAGUUUGAAGAUUGACAUGCGGUUCGGUUGACUUGUGCUGUAUGAACCGGAGUUGUGGUGUAUCAACUAAAUGUAAGUAGGCCUACCACAGAAAUUGUAAAAGCAAAGCGUCAAACGCUGUCUUUGUCUUGAAAAAAUGGUACAAAGUUCAAUGUUGUGCGGUCAGCGAGAGAUAAAGGGGAAACACUAAAUUGGACAAACAAACAGGGUUUUUGACCUCAUAUCUGAGAGGAUUAAAACAGCGGGAGUGACCCAAAAUUUUUUGGUAUAAAAAUUAAAUCCCUAAAGAUGCAAUACAAAGUCUAUAUAUUGUAUAUUGUCCUCGCGAGGUAGACUAUAGUGAAGGUGGUUUACAAAGAAGGUAUUUAAAAUACAGGUUCAGUGUGAACGCAGCCAAAACCGGAUUAUAACGUAAAUUAUAGGCUAGUUUAAGGGUCAUAUUUUGUAUCAUUUUGUGUCAUUUAUGGUGGGUUAGACUGAUAAGACUGUCUGAAUGUGGGUUAAUCAGCCAUCUGCCAAAAGGGUUAUAAUUCCUAAUCUGACUAUAAUUAUCUGGGCAUAAUUGGUUGCCAGGCCAUAUUGUCUUUCUGCAGCAGUGAGUGUGCCAGGGGAGACUUCAGUGAAUCCAGGAGAUUCAAACUCAUACUGUCCUGCAGUAAGAAAACAUGAUGAUACUGCAGAGGAAUAUCAUCAGGAAAAGAGCAGAUGUAAAGGUGAUUGUCUGCUAACACCUCGAUCCUGUGGGAACUGAAUAAACAUUCCGGACAUGAGUACAAGAUGUUUGAAUGAUCACAGUAUAGAAGAUAAUCAUAUGGAUCAGACGAUGAAGAUCAUACAGCUUCACAUCUAUCUGUUGAUGUGGUCUCAAGCCGCAGAGAGUGUAACAAACACAGCAGUAACUUUAGGAGCUGAUGUGAAUAUAAGCUGUGAUCUUGAUAUAGAGGAGAUUUACUGGUACAGACACAAAUCACCAGAUCCUCCAGUGCUUAUCUUACGCACGUAUGAUAGCACGUAUGAAAAAGCUAAAUAUGAAAACAGCAUCUUUGAAGACAAAUACUCAGUGAAAACUAACAGUCGUCUGUUCAUCAGAAAUAUCAGCACUGAUGAAUUAGGAGUUUAUUAUUGUGUCAAAACUAGUGAACCACAAAAAUUCAGCAACGGCACCAAAAUAUACAUCAACGACUCGGUCCACAGGAAUCAGACAGAAUCAGAUGAGACUCAAUGGAGAAACCUGACCAUCAUCACAUCUGUUCUGCUGAAUGUGCUUCUGAUCGUCGCACUGAUAGGUUUGGUGAAGAGCUAUAUUGAUGCAACUGGAAGAUCAACAAAUUCCACUGCAGCUAAAAACUCCAUUAAUCCACAGUGUGCUGAAAUUGAUUUUUCCAUUUGUCCUGGUAAUAUGAAGCUGAUCCAGGAGCAGAGCAACACUGUCUUAUACAGGCAAUGUAUGAUGUAAAUAUAAAUUGUGCAACCAAAAUGUAUUGUUAUUAUUUUUUAAACGGCUUAUUCAGCCUAAUAGGAAGCUUGAACGUAGUGUCAGGACGGGUUUUUUCAUAAAUUAUAUUUUGCAAAAUUAUAAGUUUGCUAUAUCUAAAUAUACAAUGUGGUCGAUAUGAAUCAGCUUUUUACCAUUGCAACAACUUUCAUUAAACAUUUCUGAACAAUCAUUCCUUGCACCAUUACUUCCCACUUCAUGUAAUCUUGAAAUUUUCCGCUACUUCUGCAGUUUUGUGUUUUAUUAUUUGUCAUACAGCUGGAAA
Molecule: messenger RNA, 1869 nt
Organism: Onychostoma macrolepis
Lineage: Eukaryota; Metazoa; Chordata; Actinopteri; Cypriniformes; Cyprinidae
Exons: 10
Coding region: 876-1565 (229 amino acids)
Source: RefSeq, a predicted model, not a curated record